Messenger RNA from Saprolegnia diclina VS20, 708 nucleotides. RefSeq lists its product as hypothetical. The transcript has 4 exons. The record is from RefSeq and is a predicted model, not a curated record. The coding region runs from base 1 to 708 and encodes 235 amino acids. Lineage: Eukaryota; Oomycota; Saprolegniomycetes; Saprolegniales; Saprolegniaceae.
AUGGCGGUGACAGACGACGUCCAGAAGGCGCGGAAGCGUAUUCACGACAAGUACAAGGCUGCCAAUACAGAGAAGAUUGCGGUCAAGGGCAAGAUCUACUGCGCUGCCAACGCAGAAAAAGUGCGGGCCCAACAUAAGAAGUACCGCGCAGCCAACACAGAGAAGCUUGCGGUCCAGAAGAAGGCCUACUACGAGAAGAACCACAAGCAAGUGCUGGCGAAGAAGAAGCAAUAUUACCAGAAGCACAAGGACGUCCGCCAGGCCAAGUCCAAGUCGUGGCACUUGGCGAAUCGGGCGUUCAGAAACGCAUACGACCGAGCUUGUCGGGCGCGAAAGAAGGCGAUUGCAGCCGGCAAGAUUCCCCCGCCGCUGCCCAAGCUCGCCGACUUUCGAGCGCAACACGAAGCCUCUGGCAGCGUCGCUCCUGCAACAAGCUCGCACCCCUUGGCCGCGACCACCAAGAAGGUUGUCGUGGUCACCUUCACCAACGAGCAUCCUUUCAACAUGCGCAAGCGUGGACCCGAGCCGUGCUGCGACGAGUGUGCGCUCUUCCAACCAAAUGCGCUCACGUCGGCCAGCAACACGGUGCUCUUGGCGGGCACGUACCAGUGUACGUUUUGCCGCGACUGGACGUACUACAAACUCCACCGCAAGCACAAGCGCACCCGCGCCGACGCCCGCCUUGACGCUCUCUCCGCCCUGUGUUGA